Corylus avellana is the source of this 1682-nucleotide messenger RNA. RefSeq lists its product as uncharacterized. The record is from RefSeq and is a predicted model, not a curated record. NCBI's taxonomy places the organism in Eukaryota, Viridiplantae, Streptophyta, Magnoliopsida, Fagales, Betulaceae.
UACCACUCCUUUCGGCAGUGCUGGACACUCUCUCGUCUCCGAUUGGCUGCCUUGUGGGGCCUUUCCCCAGCGCUUAAUUACGCCGGAUACGCUGCUUUUCUGCCGGGCCCAACCAAAAAUUAACCAAUCAGCGGCCGUUGCUGUUUAGGGGUAGCCAUAGACACGUGUUCUUUCACGCUAGGUUACUGUGCGUACUUGUGCUGUGAUUAUUGCUCUGAACUCAAACAGAGAGAGAGACAGAUGGUGGGUUUGAUGGAGGUCUAGGGGGAAUGGAGAGUGGAGACCGAAGUAGCAUGACAAGAUGCGGUGGGGGUGUGCAGGAUAAGGCGAUAAUGAAUCGGAUGAUGCUCAGAUUCCGGCCGAUUGCGCCGAAACCGGCUGCCGGGGGCUCCGGUUCAGGUGGGUCAGCGGUGGAUAGCAAGAACGCGUUUGUUACGAAAGGAAGAGCGAAGAGAAAGUACGUUAGGGUUCGGAAGAAUAGUGGGUAUAAGCGAAAGAAAAGAAAAGCUGAGGAGGAAACGAAAGAAAUGAUAGAAAAGAAGGAUGGGUUGGAGAAGAGGGUGGAGACUCUGCAGCUUUUGCCUGAGAAAAGUGAACGAAAUGAGUCGCCGGAGAGUGCAUCUCGGUGUAACUUCGACCGUACGGUGACAAGAAAGGAUAGCCAGGAAAAUGGGGACGCACCCAUGUGGUUGAACUUCGAUAAGGGUGUAUGCAAGGACGGGGAUCGGACGGUGGAGACGCGUCCGAUGAUGAUGAGCGCAGUGGAGACGUGGGUGACAGUAGAGAGCGUGACAGACACCUGCAUGGGUGUGCCACUGCCAGCGCUAGGGAGUACGGACGUGGAGAGGAUGAGUAAUCUGGAGCAAGACACGUGUCCCGGGUUCGUAUCGGACGGCUCGAAUAGGGUGUUGUGGGUGAACGGGGCUUUUAAGAGGAUGGUGAGGCAGCAAAAUGACGGGCAGUCACGGGAGAUAAUAACGGUGUGGUUGGUGGCAAAAGAGAAGUUGCCGUACUCGUACACGGCCUUUAGUUGCCAGGUAAAGCUGCAGUACAGGUUGGGAAAGGAUAAGUGGUCGCAGAUAGUGCCUUGUGAUGUGUGGAGGAUGGACGGUGGAGGAUUUGCAUGGAGGUUAGACGUUGAAGCAGCCCUCAGUUUGGGCCGUUGAUUUAGGUCGAAAAGACACAGAAGUGUGAAGCAACAAGUCAAAAUCCCAGUGUACAUGUUGUAGGUAGUGGAUGAAGCCUUGUUUCGUAUAGGAAGCAAGCAGUUGAUGAUUAAGACGGGGAGCAACCUCAGUAAAUUAAACCAACGAAAGCAACUGAGAUGCUAAAUUUGUAUUAGAAGGCAUAUGCCGGCCACCCAGAGCAAGCAGAGAGUGGUCGGUUUUCACAGUGGGGCGGCUCAGGAAAUCUUGUCACAAAACUGUUGACAAUAUGUAGCACUACUACUACCUGAUUGGUCUGUUGUGAAUGGUUCUUUUAUCUCCUUCUGGGAAUCAUUGGCAUUUGAAUAUAGCUUCUAAGUAUCAUGGAAAUAUUUGUAGGUCUCUUUACCCGAAAACCUUUUUUGGAAAAAAGAUGCAGAUCUCUCAGUUUAUUGAAUGAAGAAAAUUUAUCCAACCUAGAUCGGAGAAUGAUUUUGUCCGCUAAACUCCAUUAUAGACGAGAUGUUUUGCAGGUAA